ACCAAUUUCUAAAUUCCGGUUUACAGUAUCAUUUCUUCAUGGACAUCAACAUACAAUUUCCCAGCGAUGCUGUCGAGCGUCGUAGGCUUCAAAAUCGAGUAGCGCAACGCAGGUUUCGCCAAAAGAGAGAGAAAGGACGCCAUGUUGCUGUCGAUGAAAAUGAUCACGCCAAUUCUGAAGCUUACCCGUGUUUCGGAGCAUCUAUAACUGGACCCCAGUACCAAAUUCAGUCGCAGCCAUCGCUACCUCACCCUGUGAAUAUAGAUGUGGUUCCACAAAGUGAUUCCACUACUUUACCUGGUCUCCUAUCAACUACCAGCCCUUCACUUCAGGCCGAGGGUAGUUCGAACAAUGCUAUUCAUAUCGAUCCUAACUUCUGGGAUCACAAUGUCAUAGAUGGCUUCUUAUCGAGCACGGUUACGGGGCUUACACCCGAUGCUAACCCUUCACCGCCGUCACAGUUUCUGCGGGAGCUAGACAUAACCCCCGACGGAAUAAUAGGAACCGAUAUAGUCGAUAUAGUCGGCAAUACGAGAAUCUCUCGUCCCCUCCACAAUAACGAAAACGAGCUUCAAGAACCCCGCCCACCUAAUGAUAUACGAAGGCCGCUAAGAUACCGACGCUCAGCACGUCUUAAAGAGUCCCUAGAGUCGGUACGCGGGGACGACGACGACGGAUGGCUCGGUGCUUUGCAUAUUGCGGCUCAGAGUGGACACGAGAGAAUGGUCGACAUACUAAUAGAACAAGGAGAAGACUUCAACGAGAAAGACAGCGAUGGACGUACUCCGCUGAUGCACGCCGUGAUAGGCGGCCAUGAAGGUGUGGCGCAAUUACUACUCGCACGCGGCGCCCAUAUCGCCCCCGUGGACCGAGACGCGAGAUCGGUACUACACUGGGCUGCGUUGUAUCGACGCGAAAGUAUGCUACGUAUGUUUCUCGAAUCGCGGGGUGACUGUGCGGUAGAUCGCCCUGAUGUCGAUGCAUACGACGACUCCGGAUGGACGCCCCUGCACAUGGCGAUCCGUCGGGACUUCGAAGCCGGCGUGCGGAUGCUUCUCCAGGCCGGCGCGCGUUUAGACUCGAAAGCGCAGAAAUGCCCUUUGGCAAGGAAACUGGACGCUUUCGGUUUAUCCUAACAAAUAUUUACUUAUAUUACUUACAUCACGCGACUAUUUACUGGUUUUAAAUCCGAAAGAUCACACGGCGUUCUAGACUAUCUACUAAUGUUUGAAAGUAUAUUUUGCUACUUUCACGGAACGAGAUUGAGUAUCCCUUCAUAUAGUACGAAUAAGGAAAUAAUAUGACCUUCCCGGCUUCUGUGGACAUAGAUUAAACCUGAUAUAACAAAGCUGGACAUAAUAUCGAUGCGCAACUGCGGCUCUCUUUAAAAUAUAUAAAUACAUAAAAUGCUGGCCCUUAUCAACCAUUGAGCGUAUUGUCUCU
This is a messenger RNA of Daldinia loculata, 1443 nucleotides long. RefSeq names its product ankyrin repeat-containing domain protein. Lineage: Eukaryota; Fungi; Ascomycota; Sordariomycetes; Xylariales; Hypoxylaceae. Gene Ontology annotation, cellular component: cytoplasm; nucleus. Gene Ontology annotation, biological process: regulation of DNA-templated transcription. Bases 39 to 1136 code for a protein of 365 amino acids. Gene Ontology annotation, molecular function: DNA-binding transcription factor activity; protein binding. The transcript is spliced from 2 exons. The record is from RefSeq and is a predicted model, not a curated record.